CGACGCUGUCUAUGCAUUUGGCACGUAUUCGGUAAAUACUAUCAGAGCGCGCACACGCCGACUGCUCAGGCAUCUAGGCACGAGACCGGGACACACCGUAAUACACAGCGGCAACGACAUGGAGUUUGAGGAGUCCGGUAUCGGGGAGGAGUGCGGGGUUUUCGGGUGUGUGGCUGCCGGAGAGUGGCCCACGCAGCUGGACGUGGCGCAAGUGUUAACCCUGGGACUGGUGGCGUUACAGCACAGGGGUCAGGAAAGUGCUGGGAUUGUUACAAGUAAUGGAGACAGUCCACCCACAUACACAACCCUCAAGGGGAUGGGAUUGGUGAGCACUGCUUUCCCACCAGAGGCUCUUCUGAAGCUGCGCUCUGCUAACCUGGGUAUUUGUCACACACGCUAUUCAACUACGGGGAUCUCAGAGUUGCAGAACUGUCAGCCCUUUGUGGUGGAUACACUGCACGGCAAGAUUGCUGUAGCCCACAAUGGAGAGCUGGUUAAUUCUAAUGGCCUGCGGAAGAAGGUGAUGCGCCAUGGUGUAGGCCUUUCCACCAGUUCAGACAGUGAGCUCAUCACCCAGCUGCUGGCAUUGACUCCGCCGAUGGAGGAACAGGAUGGACCAAACUGGGUUGCCAGAAUUAAAAACCUCAUGACUGAGACCCCCACAUCGUACUCACUGUUAGUGAUGUUUAAAGAUGUUAUCUACACGGUGCGUGACCCUUAUGGGAACCGGCCCCUCUGCAUUGGACAGCUUGUUCCCAUCUCUAAACUGCACAGUUCAGGUGCUGAAGAGGAGGACACUGAGGGCUGGGUCGUGUCAUCGGAGUCCUGCAGCUUCCAGUCUAUUGGUGCCAAGUAUUACAGAGAGGUCCUACCAGGAGAGAUAGUCCAGAUAUCCAAACAUGGAGUCAAGUCUCUGUGUGUCGUGCCUCGUCCUGAAGAAGACCUCCCUGCCUUCUGUAUAUUUGAAUAUGUUUAUUUUGCCAGACCAGACUCUGUUUUUGAAGGGCAGAUGGUCUAUACUGUCCGACAGCGCUGUGGUCGACAGUUGGCCAUUGAGGCUCCAACAAACGCAGAUGUGGUCAGCACUGUGCCAGAGUCUGCAACCCCUGCUGCACUGGGCUACGCUCAGCAGUGUGGGCUGCCUUACGUAGAGGUUUUGUGUAAGAAUCGCUACGUCGGGAGAACAUUUAUUCAACCAAAUACCCGUCUGAGGCAGCUGGGAGUUGCCAAGAAGUUCGGCGCACUGACAGACAACUUUGCCGGGAAGCGAGUUGUACUAGUCGAUGACUCUAUUGUCAGAGGCAACACCAUCUCCCCCAUUAUUAAACUGCUGAAGGAAGCUGGUGCAACAGAGGUCCAUAUCAGAGUUGCCUCUCCACCUCUCAGGUUUCCUUGCUACAUGGGCAUUAAUAUUCCAACCAAGGAAGAGCUCAUCGCUAACAAGCCAGAGUUUCAGGACAUUGCUGGAUACAUUGGUGCUGACAGUGUUCAGUAUCUGAGUGUGGAGGGCCUGGUGUCAGCAGUCCAGGAGGGGAUUGCCUCCCUCCAGGAGGACAAGAUGAUAAAUUCCAGUAACAACUCCAGCAAGAGAGCUGGCCACUGCACUGCCUGCCUGACUGGGAAAUAUCCAGUAGAGCUGGAGUGGUAGCUGCUGUACUGCUGCCAAGCGCCGCCAAAGUUACAGCAGUAGCUCUGUGGCUUCACCGCGUGCUCCCACAACAGUUACAUGCCACUGUCUCAACACUAUAAGACAUUGUAAUUGCAGUCCUACAGCAUGUGCCUUUUCUACAGACAAGCAUGAUCGUCCUCAAAUCCCUUGAGCAGCAGUUGAAAACCUU
Monopterus albus (swamp eel) is the source of this 1838-nucleotide messenger RNA. RefSeq names its product phosphoribosyl pyrophosphate amidotransferase (gene ppat). Bases 119 to 1648 code for a protein of 509 amino acids. Gene Ontology annotation, biological process: purine nucleobase biosynthetic process. The transcript has 12 exons. The record is from RefSeq and is a predicted model, not a curated record. NCBI's taxonomy places the organism in Eukaryota, Metazoa, Chordata, Actinopteri, Synbranchiformes, Synbranchidae. Gene Ontology annotation, molecular function: amidophosphoribosyltransferase activity.